This is a messenger RNA of Paramecium tetraurelia, 2448 nucleotides long. RefSeq lists its product as uncharacterized. NCBI's taxonomy places the organism in Eukaryota, Ciliophora, Oligohymenophorea, Peniculida, Parameciidae. The transcript is spliced from 4 exons. The record is from RefSeq and is a predicted model, not a curated record. Gene Ontology annotation, cellular component: membrane; Golgi trans cisterna; Golgi medial cisterna.
AUGGGAAAUUAAAUUAAUGUAAAGGCUAAGUUUGUCAAUUUAUUGAAAUAAGAGGAUGAAAAUAACUUAGCAGAGGAAUUGAAGUCCAUUUUGCUUCUUGACAUCUCUUAAGAAGAUUAUCUGAAUGCUUUUUAUCCUUCUGACAUUAGGGAUAUAUUGAAAUAAUCUCCUAAGAGGAUCUUGGGUAUAAUCCAAUAUUUACAUAAAUUUCUUUGCGACACAUAAUCUGAAUUGCAAUCUUAUAUUCAAUAUAGAUAAUGGAAGAACAGCUUGAGAAUAUUGACAUCAAUAUUUCCUGUGCUGUAUGAAGAAUAUUUUAAGGAGCAAAUGAAAGAGAUACUAUGGAAUACCAAAAUUGCUUAACCAAACAACGAAACAUAGGAACGAGACCCUCCUCUGAUUAUUUCACUAAUUACAAGACUAUUUUAGAUGUGCUUCCAUUUUGGGUUCACAAUAGAUUCUUUAGGAUAUGAUGAGUCAGUUGUUAAGAAUGAUACUCUAUUAUAAUAUUUUGCAUAAUAUUAUUACAACAUAUGGAACUCUUAUUAAUUUCAAUUUGGUCAUGUAUGGAAGGGUUUCAAUCCUCAAUGCAAGUAUCCAAAUGAUAUUGCAAAAUAUUUUGAAAAUCGAUAUCUCGUUUUAUCCUGCAUAUUUGCUAUAGUGAGUUCUUCCUUAUUUUCAUCAGAGUUUUUUUUCUAAAUAGAAAUUGAAGAAUUAAAUAAUGAAGACAAAUUUUAAAAGAAAGAAAACGUAAAAUCCAAUGAGUAGAAAUAAUCAGAUGAAUAAGAAAUAGAUGAAUAAUUUAAAGAGAAAAAUAAUUAAGAAUAAUAAUGUAGCAAAGAUUAAAGAUUAACUUAAAAGUUGCUAGUUUAAACUCCUAACGCAGCUUUGUUAAUAUUACAAAAAAUUCCAUUAUUUCCAGAAUUAUUAGUUUCACUGAUUGCAUUUUCAAUAUUCCCUACAGAGAGAAUUAAGUAAUUUCUCAGAGGCCUAGUCAAUAUAUCUAAUUAAAUAGAAGAUAAUCUUUAAAGUGUAUGCUUAAAGUUAGCAUCUCUUAUAAUAGGCGGAUAAGGAUUUGUUUACAAAGAUGUCUUGCAUUUAGGGAAAGAGUUUGAGGAGAUGAUCAAAACUAAAGAGUACUUUCGGCUAUUCAACCACCCAUUCCCUUAGUUUAUUGAUUUACCCUAAUAAAUAUAAGAAGGAAUAAUAGUAUAACUAUCACAGAAGUUUUACUCUUAUUACAAAUCCUAAUAGUAAUUUAUUAGAGGAUCCUUUGAAAAGUAAUUAUCCCAAUUUGAAAACUCUUUUAUUUUCUUAAGCUAUCUCACUUCCAAGACUGCUCAUAAUGUCCCAAAUCUAAUGAUUGUUUUUUUAUUGUCUUACUUUAAUCCAAAAAUAUAUAUCAAAAAAGCUUCAUUAAAGUUAAUCAAAUUAUUAAGUUCUUAACCUUAAUUGAAUAAGCAAUUAUGUGCAAAUCAAGAAUUUACUUUGACUUUUACAGAUGCUCCGAUUAUUGUUGGUAGUUGGGGUGAUUUAUUGGUGACAGCACUUUGUGAUACAGUUUUAAACGAAUUAUCAUCUAUUAAGGAAAGUAAACUAUUAGAAAUAUCCCAAAUAUUAUUCAACAUAUCCCCAGAGAUUGGAAAACUGAAUAGAGAAAGUUGUGAAAUAAUUUGUAAUCUCAUUAAAAAAUUGGCAAAUUAUGAUUUUAUAUUAAAAUCUCCUAAUGUCUUAAUAAGUUUAUUGAAUUUGAUAGGGGCAGUAUCUUAAAUAAUUUACUUCUUUCCAGAUGACAAUUUAGAUCUUAUUAGUAGUGUAAUCAAGAUUAAGGAUAGCAUCAAAUUUAUACAUGAAUUAUAAAUUACAUAAAAGAAACUGCAAGUUUGGUGGGGUAAGCAUGGUUCUCAAAAUCCAAUUGUUAAUUAAAGUUUCAUUAAAAGUCAGUAGUUUUAAAAUGAUGUUCAUGAUAUAAGAGAAUCAUAAGCCAGAUCAAUCACUCAAUAAUAACAAGUCAAUUAAAUAAAAUAAUAAAAAGAAUCUUAACAUGAUGAAAUAUCAAGCUUAAAACAGAUGGAGUAGAUUCAGUCUGAUAGGUAAGGUAAGACUAAUGUCGAAUUUGAGAAUUAUGUUGAGACUUGGAAAAAUUUCAAUUUGAAUACUCUAAAGAGCUUUGUUCCUUUGAUUAGUUUAGCUAAAUUGCUUGAAAAUUUGUUUAAAUUGACUGCGGAUCCAACAGAUGAAGUAGAAUUGAAAUCAGUAAUUUAAUCACAUAAUUUACGAUCUUUGAUGAUUAAACAACUCAGUUUUAAAAUUAUAGUUGAAAAAUACAAGAUAUUUAAGUACUUGACAAAAUAAAUUUGGUUGAAUUGCUUGAGAAAUACUGAUAAAUUUCCUUAUUUUGAAAAAUCUGAAUGCCCUUGCUUCUAACAAUCGUAUAUAAAGAAAUGA